This is a messenger RNA of Fulvia fulva, 2166 nucleotides long. RefSeq lists its product as uncharacterized. Bases 1 to 2166 code for a protein of 721 amino acids. The transcript has a single exon. NCBI's taxonomy places the organism in Eukaryota, Fungi, Ascomycota, Dothideomycetes, Mycosphaerellales, Mycosphaerellaceae. The record is from RefSeq and is a predicted model, not a curated record.
AUGUCUUACACACAGUAUCUUAGCCAACAUGGCCAUCUCGAUAGCCAGGCCGGGACGAAAAGGAAAAGGGCAAACCAGGAUGCCUCGAUCGAGGAAGAAAUUGCUUGGACGGCAGCACGAUGUAACAGAUUGUUACGGAGCAUCACUUCUCGAUUGAAUACUCUAAGAAGAAUCCAUAAACUUGGACCAAAUCACCUCGAGUCGCAGGCGCCCAGGAGACCCGAGCAGCAAGCAGGCAAAUCGGGCAAGGCGAGUUCGGACCACUGGUCAACGAAGGAUCCUGUCUGGCUACCUGGGGGUCAGAAGAGCCACGGCCAGACUUAUGCCGCAAAGUCAAGACGAGUGAAGCCAAAGCCACAGGCGCGAUCUACUAGCCAUGACUCGGCGUCCUCCGCAUUUCCUACCCCGUUCGUGAAGCGGAUGGGAGCAUUACGAUGCGACAAGGAGAACGCAAACCCAGAUGUUGCCACGUCUCCCACGAAGGUCCAAGCUCGAAUGCGCAAGUCGAUGAAGUUACCAGUGAAGCCCGCCUCGUCUGCACAAGAAGCUGAGCAAGGACUGGAAAGUGCACUCGACAAUCUGCUUCGUCAGACCCAGCAGGAGCACAGACCGGCAGCAUCCGGAACACGGUCUCUGUUUGCUUCCUGCUUGCGACGAGUCCCUGCGUAUAUCAACCUGGACUCUGGACGGUCAGAUGACGAAGGGAGUGAUGAAGACGACGAGUCUGACAUCUAUCAGUACCUCGAGAGCUUAGGUACGAAAGUAGGUGCGGGUUGGUCUGGUCUUCGGGAAGUCGUCUGGAGCCAUGGUGUGCAACUCAUAUCAGAUGCCAUUCGCCAAGGUCUUUUGUCUGAAGACGUCGUACAGCGGCUAUCAAAGACAUGCAGUCCUUACGGUGCGGCGUCGGCAGGCCAGGACUUCUCUGCAUCAUUAGUCUGGCAUCAGAAAUCGAUCAAGAGCUUACAACGACUUGGAAGCUUCUCAAGGCAGCAUGGUCUUGGAAGUUCGAAAUACAGAGCACUUCAAGCUUUCGUUCAAUAUGAACCAGUGAAUCUCGGGAAAUUGUGCGAUCUACCUGGAUUCUGGAACGACUUACUAGGCGCUCUCACAGGCCCUGCUGGAUACGAGGCGUUAAGACUGCUGCAUGCUUGCAUGGAGGCAACGCAGCAAUUGAGCGCUACUGGCCGUGUGAAGCCGAGAAUCACAUCGCAAAUUCGAGGCGCGUUGAUCAAGCUAUCAGUGAUGGCCACAGCAGGUGCCCUUCUACCGCAGCCUGUUCAUGACCGCCUGGCACUCAGCGAGAUCAUGCUUCAACUCGCUGUUGAACAAGUAAUCAGUCCACCGCAAGGCUCUCGUCAGCGAUCCCCAGGAUACUUUAUGGGAUCUCCGGUCUUCUGCGGUCAAGUUCUGUUAGCGCUUGAUCCCGGGGCCAGUGCGGACAUCGGCACUGCUUUGGAAGGAUAUCUCGAGGUUACUUCUCGCGGCAUCUGCCACUCGAGAUUCCAAGAUGAGCUUGUUGACUUCGCCUCGGAAUUUGCUGAGGACCUUGUUGCACUAGGAGCUUUCAUCGACAAUGAUAUUGCCGACAUGUUCUUAAGGCGUGCUUCGGACGUUGUCGAGAGAGGAUGCCCGGCAACAUCUUUGCUUAGACGGGUGUCCACCCAGGUGAUCACAGUGCUCAAACAGUCCAAGGAAGACGUAGAUGAGGUCCUGCUACAACAGUACCUCGGGACGCUGUACCAUCAGCCCGAACAUCGUGCUAUACUCAAAACACCACUGCGCGGAAGCAGACCUAGCCGAUUCCGUUGGGAAGCUGGACUUUGCGAGUGGGUUGCUGCUACACCAUAUCGUUUUGCUAGAGGACGACCACUUGCAGACGAAGCUCUAGAUGCGGCAGAAGGGCCGAGCAGUCGGUAUGCCGAAGAUUCCUAUCCUAGUCCGGAUACUAUGGCAGACUUCUCACCUGAUGUUUUGGCUAUGUCACAACCAGCGAAGAAGCGUGCACGAUGGAAGUCGGUGAGUCCCAUGGAGCUAAGUCCAGUAGCAGAGAAGCCUUUGAAGACUGCGUGGAUUGUCAUUCCAAGGUUGAAGCCAGCGAAGCGACGCACGUCGGGUCGUUUGCUGGCCAGAGAGGAAGCAGAUACUCUUGACGAGCUUUGUAUGUAG